AUGCAAGUUUCCCACACUUCCUCCAAGGGCUUAGCCCUGAUCCGGGGGAUCCUCUCUAGGCAGAGGAAACAACCCAUCAAACUGCAGAGGGAAAUCCCUUCCAGAUUGCACAGCGACAAGGCAGACCUCCUGUACAUCUCUGAGUAUUUCUCUCAGAGCGCCCAGAAGCUGUCCUUCUACAGCUGGUAUGGGAACGCCAGACUCUUCCGCUUCCAUGUGCCGGAGGACACCAUUCUGCUGCGCUGGCUUCUGCAGGCCUCCAAGGGAAAAGGACCUGAGUGCACCAGCAUGGAGAUCACCAUCCACUUCCGUUACGGAGCCCCUCCCGUCAUUAACCCGCUGGGCUCUCGGUUUCCCUCGAAUGCGACCGUCCGCCCGUCCUACAACCAAACCAUGACUCUGAGCACCACGCUGCAGAACAGUUCCUUUGUGAACAUCACCACCCCUGCUGCCGGAGACUGGUUCAUUGCUGUGCACCUGCCGGAGGCUGCAGGCAAGAUCGAAGUGAAGGGUUUCUCUACUCCGUGCACCUAUCUAUUCCAGCCGGACAUGUUUGUGCUGAGACUCAUUGAUGUCCCUGUCCUGGAGCCAGACACUCCCUUGCAGCUAACCAUUGCCUCCCCUGCGAGGCCGCUGCAUGUCAAGAUCUUCAUCCCCGAGUACACGGCCACCCUGCAGUUCACGCUGCGGAGCUGUGCGGAGAACAGCACAAAGACGUGUGCCGUGCGGCUCGUGCUGGGCUCCAUCACGCUGCCGCGGUCCUUCCAGAAAACUGUCCAGUGCACGGGGAGAGCCAAUUGCAGCCUGGUCCUUGACUCGCCCCCGUGGGAGAAGUGGCUGCAGAUCAUGGCGGAGAGUCUGGGCCCUGCCAACACCAGCGUUUCCGUGGAGAUGAAGGCCUCCUUCACAGCUUGCAAGCCGGGGAGCACCAGUUCAUUCCUUAAUUUCUACAACAGCCUGAACCAGAGCCAGAGCACGCCAGCCCUGGGUGGGGGUCCCAGUGCCAGCACUGCGGGAACGGUGGGAAACACCACUCUGCCCACAGCGAGUACUGCAAACGGUGCAUCCAACCCAGAGACCUUCUGCCUCCAGAAUCACCUCGUCAUCCGGGAGGACCUGGACGUUGCCUCUGUGAGGUUCCGAGUCCUAAAUGGGCCCAGUGUUUCUGUCCACUCUGAAUUCCCCACGCUUCUCCUCUUCAACUUGAAUACUGGCAUGGACAGCGGAGGCACCCUGGUGGUGGACCUGCUGCUGAACGAGACUUCCCUGAGCAUAGGCAAUGCGAGCGUGACCGCGUGCGUGAGUGCUGCCUCGCCGGUGCUGACCCUCAAUGCCACGCCGAAUUGCAGCACAGCUUUUUUCCAGGGCUACCCUCUGAACAUGACGGCAUCCUCCCCAGAAGCCACCCUAAUUAUUCCCUACCCAGAGACUGACAACUGGUUCCUCUCCCUGCAGCUCGUCUGCCCGUGGGGCCAGGGGGAAUGUAACAAAGGGAAAGCCAAAGUGACCGUCUCCACAUACCUCACCCCCUGCUUCGACGACUGUGGGACGUACGGACAGUGCAGCCUUCUGAGAAGACAUGGCUACCUCUACGCCGGCUGCAACUGUAAAGCUGGAUGGGGCGGCUGGAGCUGCACUGACGACACUAAAGCCCAGUCUGUCGGCUCACAGAACCUGGCCACCCUGCUGCUCACGCUCAGUAACCUCAUGUUCCUGCCGGCCAUCGCAGUCGCUCUGUAUCGCUUCUACCUGGUGGAGGCCUCUGUGUACACCUACACCAUGUUCUUCUCCACGUUCUACCAUGCGUGUGACCAGCCCGGAGUUGCGGUGAUGUGCAUCAUGGAUUACGACACGCUGCAGUACUGCGACUUCCUGGGCUCCGUCGUCGCCAUUUGGGUUACAAUCCUAUGUAUGGCCCGAGUGAAGAAAAUCUUAAAAUACGUUCUCUUUGUGCUGGGGACACUGCUAAUUGCCAUGUCCCUGCAGCUGGACCGCAGAGGCAUUUGGAACAUGAUGGGGCCCUGUCUUUUUGCUCUCAUCAUCAUGAUUGUGGCAUGGGUUUACCAUGGCGUGAAGCGCCGCCAUUGCUACCCCCCCACGUGGAAGCGCUGGGUUUUCUACCUCACUCCAGGAAUCGUCUUGGCAUUGGUGGCCCUCUCGGUGUACGCGUUCAUGGAAACCAAUGACAACUACUACUACACACACAGCAUCUGGCACAUGCUGGUGGCCAGCAGCGUGGCUUUCCUGCUCCCGCCUUGUGACAAGCAUAAGAAGGCCUGGACCUGGCCACAGAAGCUCACCUGUCGCUAUCAGAUAUGCAAUAAUGACCGAGAGGAGCUCUAUGCGGUGACCUGAGUCGGGCUGGCAUGCAGGGUCACCGGCCAGCGGGCCGAAGGGCUGGCUUGGGUCCCCCUUCACCAGGCCUGGGAGAGCGGCCCCCGUGCAUGCUCAGAACUCAGCAAUGCACUCGUUGGCUAGCCAGGGGAGCCCAAAGCAGCAGGUUUGACACUGCGGACCCUGGGCCUCAGCCUCUGGGAAACAGGUGACAUGGAGUCCCUCCGCAUUUCCUCGGGAAUGGGGAGGGGUUUCUGAUGAAUAAAGGAGAAGCCUGCAUCCACGUUCCGCGCGAAAGACGAGCGCUCCAUUCCCUGCCUCGGCAGCUGGUCUGGGGCUCGCUGUUACCUGUCUGUAGAAAGCCGCAGGAUGGAGCCUGGCUUUGUUUCCACCUGGAGUUCCUGUGAUCUCCCCUCGCUUUGCCAUAGAAAGGGCAGGUACCCAGCUGUGUAUGAGCUGGAGCUGAUGAGGUCUCAGCGUGUGUGCCCUUUGGUGGGGUAGUAAUGAGCCAUCCUCCAAAGCAGCUGCUCUGGAUCAUCGGUCCCCACCCUGGGAUCCUGUGGGUGAAUGAUGUCUUAGUGUUUGUUUUUGGUGAGUGUUACCAGCGGAGCGAGGCCCUGAGAAGGCCGGGGCUUGCAUUCAAACAGAACUGGGGCUAAACUUCAGGAUCUGAUUCGAUGGCACCAUAGCGCAUCUGUCUUUGAGAGACUUCAGUGACAUCCAAGGGGAGACAUAGCCCUGACCCAGAACUGCAAAGGUGGAUUCAGGAGCAGGGAUCUGACGCUCCCGGAGCGUCUGUUUUGGUCAGUGAAUCUCAGGAGAGCCAUGAAGUCACCAUAGUGGCCUGGCCCUCUGUGGUGUUGGCAGUUAGGCA
Molecule: messenger RNA, 3208 nt
Organism: Pelodiscus sinensis (Chinese soft-shelled turtle)
Lineage: Eukaryota; Metazoa; Chordata; Testudines; Trionychidae
Source: RefSeq, a predicted model, not a curated record